Leishmania major strain Friedlin is the source of this 132-nucleotide messenger RNA. RefSeq lists its product as hypothetical. The coding region runs from base 1 to 132 and encodes 43 amino acids. NCBI's taxonomy places the organism in Eukaryota, Euglenozoa, Kinetoplastea, Trypanosomatida, Trypanosomatidae. The transcript has a single exon. The record is from RefSeq and is a predicted model, not a curated record.
AUGUUGUAUUUGUGUAAGUUCCCCGUCUCUCGCCCAUACCGACACCCACAAGAUUUGUCUGUCCGGUGUCUCACUUGGCCCAGCUCGCUUUCACAGGCAUACGCGCACACACACCGCCAUCCAACUCGCUGA